Molecule: messenger RNA, 2899 nt
Organism: Homarus americanus (American lobster)
Lineage: Eukaryota; Metazoa; Arthropoda; Malacostraca; Decapoda; Nephropidae
Exons: 4
Coding region: 827-2899 (690 amino acids)
Source: RefSeq, a predicted model, not a curated record
GUCCGCUUGCCCAGUCCGUGCCCAGCGCCCACCUCACUCACUUGCCCCCCAGCCUCUCUCUCUCUCUGGCUCUUCCUCUGCAGCAGCUCACCAAUGUUGCUCACCCUCCCUUCACCCUCCUUCUGGCACCUCCUCCCCGUGUGUUGCUCGCGGUGCUUGUGAGAGAAAGUUUGAAAGGAAUUAUUGUAUUAGUGUGGCAUGAGCUGUUACUCUAAAGGAAAAGUGUUCGUGUACAUUAAGAAAACGUAUAUUGUUCAAAGUUCAUAAAAGGAACAAAUAGGAAAUAAACGAACAGGGAAUAGUGAACAGAGACGAAUAGAAAACAGAACAGUUGAAAAAGGUCAAAAACAUUAAGUAUGUGAAGACCCAGAUAGAAAAAAAAUAACAGUAUAUUUUAUCAUUAUUUAAUAUGAGGAUGAGGUUGUGAAGACUCGGAGUGAUGAUGAACCAGGAUGAACGGAUGAUGAAAUCGCGUUCCAUCAGUAACCUGGAAGACGCCUUUCUUCUUCGGAAGGUCACAUACGUGUUGCUGGAUCAUGAAGGCUUAAGAUAAAGCCUCUUGUUCUGCCGUGUGAUGGUGUCUGAAGAUGCCCCAAGGUGAGGCUGGCAGAGAUAUCGGAGAGUUUAUGAUCUCAGAAAGAUCCGUCGACGGUAAGAUCUGAUGGAACGUAAGAAAGAUCAUUUGUUUUGCAUCAGCUGCACAUCACACACUAUACACUCGUACUCUGGUUACCUCCCAGAGGAAGUCUUCAGGUAAACUGCCGAGAACCUGUCUACAUGACGACGUGACUGGUUACUCCUACAGGUGCGCCUCCAGCCGUACAAGAUGCCUCACAGUCCCAUUUCUCGCACCGACAGCGGCUCCGUCUCCGCCAUCAAAAACUUCCUCUUCGGCGGGGGGCUGGACACCUCCCGCUACCUGGGCGAGGACUCCGGGGGCGAGGCUAAGCGGGGGUUGAAGUCCCAAGUCUUCAAGAGCCAGAUACUCAGAUCUCAAGUCCUCAGACCUCAAGUCCUCAAGUCUCAGAUUAUCAAGACCAAGAUUCAGAGGUGUCCAGAGUACAACCCGGGAACACUCGAGGAAGACGCCAACUUUCCAAAUAACUUAAGACCUCUGAACACAGAGUCCAGUCAGGGGCAGAGUGGCCGGUUCCCUGUGACGAAACUCAACAACCUGAGGUCCCCGAGUUUCCGGUCUCCAGGCAGUAACUUCAAGAGUGAGGAUAAGACUUCGCCUCAGUAUGGCUCCACGCCCAACUUGUCCUCUGAUCUCCCUGAAGGUUGGACGCUGAAGGUUGGGAUCCGGGCGGUUGGGACGGGCACAUUGCCACGGAACUUCCACUCCGGGGAUGUUAAACACCCUCGAGAUGGCAGUGUCGGGGGGACUACAGCACUGCCCUUACCUUCUUCAGCCUCAUCAGUGUGUUCCUCCUGUGCCCACAUGAGCAACACAACAUUCGAUUCGGGUUUUCUGUCAGACUCCACUUACCCAGAGACAGAGAUGACAGAUUCUGCGGUGGACAGUAAUGGAACAGAGGGCAGCACCACCUCACCGUCGGAGGAGUGUAGACAGGGUAAAAAGUGUUACUCACAAGUCAGGGUGUUGCUGCAUCAAGACAACCCGACUUAUGGGUGCGUGGCUCAAGUCCCCUCGGCGUCCCAGGGUAAGGAAGGGACGCGGAAGGUGAGCAGCGUCACCCUCAAGAUCGAGAACGGCCUCUUCGCCACCGUGAUCAAGGACACCAAGACCCCUAAGGAAGGCCGGGGCAGGGACCGCCGGCCCCUUGACCUCACCUACCCCACGCUGCCUCCACCUCCGGGCUGUAUCAUUGUCAAGCGGCAGAGGCUGGAGGAGGAGGCGGGUGGAGGGUGGAAGACGGCCACCAUGACCACUAGUGGCACCUUCCUGGCCAGGUGUGUCAAGAUAGAAGACUUGAGCAGCCGUGACACAGGGGAGGACAGCCGGGGUGAUGCAGGGGCCACCCGCCAGGCUCCUGAGAGGCGGGAGAGUGGCCGCUUCCCGUCGGCGGCGCGCCUCCUGCGGUCUCUCGCCCGCAGCCGUGACGAUGACUGUGGCGGGGCUCGACCCAGGGACACCUCAGAGCCUAGACUCACCCGCUCUAACCCUCACUACCACUCGGAGGGUAAGGGCCUCAAGAAGAAGAACAACUGGACCUCCGAGCGUGAGCUGAACAACUCGGCGAGUCCAACACACAAGGAGCGCAGCCACAGCUUCUGCGAGAAGACCAACACCAAGCGUCGCUACUCCUACCACGACAACAAGAUGCUGAGGGAGGAGGCCCGGGCACGUCUUGACCGCCAGGACGACUCUUGCUCACACAUGGAGGGCUCCAGCCCCACCCUCACCAGUGACCUGACCCCGCCCUCGCCCCCCACGCCCACACCCUCCUCAACUGCCUCCCCGCAUUCACCUUCGCCCGAAAAUCUGAGCGAGAAUAUUUAUGAGAACUUGCCAGCUCAUAUAGGCAGUAGUGAGUUAGUUAUGAACGGUGGGGACCCUGGCGUGAGUCACGGUGCUCCUGAAGGUAGUGUGAUAGAGGCUCACACGAGGCCACUAGACCGAGGGGAGCGUGAGAGGCGCUCCGUGAGGAAGUUAACUAAGGACUCAGGGUACGAGACCUCGCCCUACAGUGAGAGUGACUACGCCAAUAUUGACCUUUACUCUGACGCGGACGCCACCCUGGACGGUGACGGUGAUGACGUCACACUGGCACCCGAGUCUGAACUGGCACCUCCCUCACCUCUCCUGGACAUUGCCAACCCCGCCCCCCACACCGACCCCGCCCACCACACCGACCCCGCCCAUCACACCGACUUGCCGCACCACCUCACUCCCAGCAAAACAAGCCCAGAGCCAGGUGCUGUGUUGGUCGCUUAG